AUGAAAGCAGCGCCGCACCACGCCGCCGGGCUGACCGCCGCCGCCGCCGUGCUGCUCGCGGCCGUGGCCUCGGCGGGCAACGCGCUCCCGCCGGACAGCAUCCCGCUGCGGUGCGCGACGAUAUGCGGGCCCAUGGUCGAGCUGACGGCGCUGUGCAGCGUGCCGUCCCCCGGCAGGAUGGCGAAGCGGCGGCGCGUCGACAAUUUAGCGACACCGGGGCGGCAGCAGAAUCACAGGACGGCUUCGAUUGCGACGACGGCGGCGACGGAGCAGGCGGAGGAGAAAGGGGAGGGGGCGGAAGGAUCGGUCGAGGUCGCGGGCGUGGCCGGUGAUGCCGGUGACGAUAGUGGUGUCGGCGAGCUGGAAAAGAGGUCGUUUGUGACCAUUGUGGCGCCGCCGACGUCGCUCCCGCCCGGGUUCACGGUGUCGACGCCGGAUACUACUCCGUCGUCAUCCGAGGCCUGGACCGCCCAGCAGGGCGUCGUCGUCUCGCCGCGGAUAUCGAGGGUCACGCCCGUGAUAUCGACGCGCGCGCGGCAGCCAGACCAAUACAUCACCACCACUCCCACGCCCGGAGCGCCCCCCUCGCCCAUCGGCGUCAGCACGACGGGGCUGGCCCUGGGCGCCGACGGGCCGCCGCGGGGCUCGACCGUGAAUUCGCCCGUGAUGCCGUCGUCAGCGGCGCCAACGAGCCAGCAAUCCUUACCCGAUGAUGAUGGCGGCGACGACUCUACGGCGACGCCGCCGCCGCCACCGCCGCCACCGCCGCCGCCGACGACGGUUACGACGACAGCGGCUACUGCUACAAGUGUGGCUGAUGCGGUGACCAAGGGUCCUUCUCCGGGCGGUAGCAACAUGGGCAUGGAGCAGGACGGCCACGGCGGCAACGGCGGCAACGGCGAUGGAGAUGGGGACGGAGACGCUCCGGACCCGGAGGAGGAGUGCGUGUGCAAGAACCGCAGCUUCGACGUCGCGCAGGUGGCCGGGCUGUGCGCCGACUGCAUCAUGCAGGGCGGCGACCUGCACAACAACAUGAACAUCAUCAUGGCAACGUGCAACUUCCCCAAGGUCGGCUACUCCCCCGCCAGGGACAGCAUCGCCGUCAACGUCAACGUCAAGGCGAUCCGCCCUCCCGGCAACGGCACGGCCUCGUCCGGCGGCUCGGGGCCUUGCGUGGACGCCGUCGCCGCCGCUGGGCGCGCCGCGCUGGUGGCAGCGGCGGUGGUGGCUCUAGCCGUGGGCGGGGGCGUGUUUGGUUGAGCGCCCCGACAUUUUCAGACUUUUUUU
Molecule: messenger RNA, 1287 nt
Organism: Purpureocillium takamizusanense
Lineage: Eukaryota; Fungi; Ascomycota; Sordariomycetes; Hypocreales; Ophiocordycipitaceae
Exons: 2
Coding region: 1-1260 (419 amino acids)
Source: RefSeq, a predicted model, not a curated record